AUGACUUUAGCCUUACUGACCCUUAUCUUGAACCCUCUUCUGGAAAGGAGUGCCUAUUGUUACUUUAUCGGGCAGCAGCCUGGAAAAGCUCUUGGGGACCAGAGAAAGCCAAGUUUGCCUGCCCUGCACUUUAUCAAAGGAGCAGGGAAGAAAGAAUCAUCGAGGCAUGGGGGUCCGCACUGCAAUGUUUCUGUGGAACAUGAAGCCCUUCAGAGGCCAGUAGCAUCUGACUUCGAGCCCCAAGGUCUGAGCGAAGCAGCUCAUUGGAACUCUAAGGAAAACCUUCUCACUGGUCCCAGCGAAAAUGACCCCAACCUUUUCAUUGCCCUGUAUGAUUUUGUGGCCAGUGGGGAUAACACUUUAAGCAUAACUAAAGGUGAAAAGCUCCGGGUCUUAGGCUACAAUCACAAUGGGGAAUGGUGUGAAACCCAAACUAGAAAUGGCCAAGGGUGGGUCCCAAGCAACUACAUCAUGCCAGUCAACAGUCUGGAGAAACAUUCUUGGUACCACGGGCCCGUGUCCCGCAAUGCCGCCGAGUACCUGCUGAGCAGCGGGAUCAAUGGCAGCUUCUCAGUCCGGGAGAGCGAGAGCAGCCCUGGGCAGAGGUCCAUCUCGCUGAGAUACGAAGGGAGGAUGUACCACUACAGGAUCAACACUGCUUCGGACGGCAAGCUCUACGUCUCCUCAGAGAGCCACUUCAACACUUUGGCCGAGCUGGUUCAUCACCACUCAAUGGUGGCCGGUGGGCUCAUGACCACUCUCCACUCUCCGGCCCCCAAACGCAACAAGCCCACCAUCUACAGCGUGUCCCCUAACUAUGACAAGUGGGAGAUGGAGUGCACGGACAUCACCAUGAAGCACAAGCUGGGUGGAGGCCAGUACGGGGAGGUGUAUGAAGGCGUGUGGAAGAAGUACAGCUUGACGGUGGCCGUGAAGACCUUGAAGGGGGAUACCAUGGAGGUGGAAGAGUUCUUGAAAGAGGCCACAGUAAUGAAAGAGAUCAAGGACCCCAAUUUAGUACAGUUACUUGGGGUGUGCACCCGGGAGCCCCCGUUCUAUAUAAUCACUGAGUUCAUGACCUAUGGGAACCUGCUGGAUUACCUGAGGGAGUGUAACCAGCAGGAGGUGAACGCCGUGGUGCUGCUGUACGUGGCCACUCAGAUCUCAUUGGCCAUGGAGUACCUGGAGAAGAAGAACUUCAUCCACAGAGAUCUUGCCCGAAACUGCCUGGUAGGGGAAAACCACUUGGUGAAGGUGGCUGAUUUUGGCCCGAGCAGGUUAAUGACAGGGGACACCUACACAGCCCACGCCGGGGCCAAGUUCCGCAUCACGUGGAGGGCACCUGAAAGCCUGGCCUACAACAAGUUCUCCAUCCAGUCGGAUGUCUGGGCAUUUGGAGUGUUGCUUUGGGAAGUUGCUACCUACGGCAUGUCACCUUACCCAGGAAUUGGCCUGUCCCAGGUGUAUGAACUUCUAGAGAAAGACGACCGCAUGGAGUGCCUGGAAGGCUGCCCAGAGAAGGUCUACGGACUCAUGCGAGCAUGUUGGCAGUGGAAUCCCUCCAACCGGCCCUCAUUCGCUGAAAUCCACCGAGCCUUUGAAACAAUGUUCCAGGAAUCCAGCAUAUCAGAUGGAGUGGGAAAGGAAUUGGGGAAGAAAGGCAUGCGAGGGGUUGCAGGUACUCUCCUGCAGGCCCCAGAGCUGCCCACCAAGACGAGAACCUCCAGGAGAGCUGCCGAACACAAAGAUGCCCCCGAAGUGCCUGAGACGCCCCACUCCAAGGGCCCAGGAGAGACCGCAUUUGUGGUUGCUCUUGUGGCAGAUACAGCAAUAAUAAAAUAUUGAACCAAACGAAGAGCAGCUCGUUGUGAAAUCACUGAUAUGAAAAACUCACUGGCACUGAUGGAGCCAGGAGACACCUGUGGAGAGCUGGAGAGCUGGUGUCCCCUCGUGGUCUCUGAGAAGAGACUGUUUCUGGUGCUGUUCCCUAGACUAGCGAGGGCGGUGGGAGUGGUGAAAAAGGGCUCUCAAGAUGUUAUCAGGAGUAACAUUAGCAAACACUGAUCCAGUGCUUCAUAUGUGCUGGGCUUGACUCUAAGCGAGACUGUUCUUAUUUAACAGUUCCUCCAACAAAAAAAAAAA
Kogia breviceps (pygmy sperm whale) is the source of this 2142-nucleotide messenger RNA. NCBI's taxonomy places the organism in Eukaryota, Metazoa, Chordata, Mammalia, Artiodactyla, Physeteridae. The record is from RefSeq and is a predicted model, not a curated record.